AUGGAUCAAUUUGGCAGUCUAAGUAUUGAGGACGAAUUUGAGUCAAAGUUGACUGAAGAUGAACUAUUAAGCAUUUCAACUUUAAGUAUAUCCGAUGCCAGUCAGAGAUUGUCGGCGAACAUUCUCAAUAAAUACAUGCAGCACUUUCCGACAUCUCCAUCGCCCUUGAGGAACUCGACUAAUUUUCUGGAAGCAUUUAGUGAUGAGAUGGACGUGGAUGAAGAGUUUGUUGAACAAGAUAAAGAAACCAUUACGGAAAGUAUACAUACCAUAGAGGAAGCAUUGCCAAAGGUUACUUUUGAGCUACCUGAUAUUGGCAGGAAGCGUAUCGAGAAGGAGAAAGUAGUGGAAAAAAAAGGACACAAAGAAAAGGCGAGGGUCAAGAGUAAAUCAGACAAGGAAGAUAAUGCUGAAGAGAUCAAUGUAAAUAGCAAGCAGGUCUUUAAGGCAUUGUUAUCGCCAACAUCCUUGGGUAUAGCAGCCGCUACAAAGAUUGAGGGACUUCCUGUGGAAUAUGCACCUCAUGAAGAAAAUGAGUCGAAGCUCGCCGAGACACAUAACUGUUUCACAACUCAAACAGCUUCAACUGGUUGGGACUCGGCAGAAAUCAAAGAAGAGUUGCGGCUGCGAAAUAAAACGCAACCCAUUCAGGUUUCAAUAAACAAUCAUCAUCACUACUAUCCAAGUACAGGAGGUUACUACACAGAGUCAGAGUCGGCACCUUUCAUAUACAAACAGCAGACUGGCUAUGAUCGACAGCAAGACGUUUCAAUGCACGAAUACGACAAACUCAAAUUACCGGUACCUUGGUCAGAAAAUUCACGGCCAUUUUCGAAGCAUUCAUACGAUAUAAUGUCAUAUCUACAGCUUUUUUUGAACUGCAUAACUAUAACCACCAUCUUUUCAUUCAUCACUUCGUUCAUACGGACUUUGAGAAAGGAUAUUAAAUCAACAUGGGAACAUAGAAAAUUGGAGCUAAACUACGAAUCGUCACUUUGCAAAAAUCACUACUUGGCUAAUGAGUGUCACAUUCAAGUGAGGCCCGCGCUAAAAGAGCAAUGCCAACAAUGGGAUCUUUGCAUGAAUAGAAACAAUGAUAUAUUUUUCCGAGCUCGCUCUACAUUGAGUGCUAAGCUGUUUGGUGAAAUAAUCAAUUCAUUCAUAGAACCCAUCGGCUGGAAAGCCCUAUCUGUAGUCAUAAUCAGCAUCGUCGUAUGGUCCUUUUGUUCAAACUUUUUACUGGGAUUCGCUAGGGCUAAGAGCUACUACGGCGCUCCCUCGCGCCAACUAUUAGCACUUCAACAAGAACAACAAUUACUGCAGGAUCAAAGCCAUCAUCAGCGUCAGGCCCAAAAUCGAAAUCACGAACAUCAUCAUGAAAAUGCAUCGAGAGAGCUUCAACACUGA
This is a messenger RNA of Zygotorulaspora mrakii, 1407 nucleotides long. It is a transcript of the gene BRL1, whose product is annotated as Brl1p. The coding region runs from base 1 to 1407 and encodes 468 amino acids. Gene Ontology annotation, cellular component: nuclear membrane; nuclear envelope. The record is from RefSeq and is a predicted model, not a curated record. Gene Ontology annotation, biological process: nuclear envelope organization; lipid homeostasis. The transcript has a single exon. NCBI's taxonomy places the organism in Eukaryota, Fungi, Ascomycota, Saccharomycetes, Saccharomycetales, Saccharomycetaceae.